Molecule: messenger RNA, 16430 nt
Organism: Cinara cedri
Lineage: Eukaryota; Metazoa; Arthropoda; Insecta; Hemiptera; Aphididae
Source: the annotation of a GenBank genome assembly
CCGUUGUAGCGUACUAGCGUUGUUUGACCGCCAUCCGAACACAAACUACGCCGCAGUAGAUUUUUCCCGCAGCCCCGCGGAGUCGAACAUCCCUCCUAACAAUAUUUUAUUGUUCCGCACCCGGUGUUACAAAACGUACAUACUUUACAGUCGUUCACCGCCGUCGUAGCGCGAGACGACGGCAUCCUUCGUUUAUUGUCGCCGUUUUCUCGUCACUCGUCAGUGUGUUCAGUUUAAUCGUUACAGCGUCCCCUCGUUGUGUGCCCGAACGACGUCGAAACAACGCCUGCGCUUCCGCCGCCGUCUUGACGCCAUACAGUUUAACCGAGUUUGACACCACGACGUUCACCGCAGCAGACAAUAUGGACGAGGUACGUUCAACAAUAUUAUAAUAUAACAAUAUUCCUCUUUACCACCGCCAUUCGUCUCCAACGGCGUCGUGAAACCGGGGACGUUGAGUCGCCAUACAUAUUCGGCCCGGUCGUUAAUACGUUUCGUUCAACGUCCCACCCAUCAUAAACUCGAAGAUUUGUAACCGUUCGCUCGUCAGCCCCAGACUUUUGAAUGUCGUUUACUCGUUAUGUAGUAUGUACCGAAACUCGGUCUGACGAAUAGCUUCCGUGUAACGGCGCCGCCUUUCGUCCCGUCCGCAGCCGCGCACGCGGUUUUGGUUAAACCCGUGCGGCGUGUAUGUGCCACCGUCCACCAUAUUGUAUUUAACUCCUUACCCAUAUUAUCACCGUUCGUUCGAUUUUCAAACGUAGUAUUUUGCUACGAGUCUUUGUUUUUGGCCGGCCGAUGAUGACUAGUUCACAUUUUGUACCUACCUCUUAAAUUGUCUACCGUUAAUUACUACAAUGACAAUGGUGAUAUUCCUGGGGGCCGUUAAUUAGUUUUAUCGUUGCUUCAAUACUUACUAUUGUUUACAUUUUACUAAAUAAAUUAAAAUACACAUGUUAUGUAGUUACCUAUAAUAAUUUAUAAAUUUUACAAACUUGAAAAAAUAUAUUCUACAUAACAUUAUAUAUUUGUUAACUAAUUGAAGUGUAUUCUAUUUUAUAGGUAGCGCCAGAACCCGAUGAAUCUCAAUUGACAAGUAAUUAUUUUUAAUAUAAAUAUUAAAUACCUACCUAUUCUAUUGUGCUAAAUAUUUUGUUUUGUAUUUUUGGUAGAUGCUAUUGCUGAUCAAAUAGAUGAUGAAAUUGAUCCAUUACUAGUUGAUGACAAAAGUAUCGAUAAAGAUUAUGAACAAGGUGAUGAAGUGGACGAUGAGACUACAAUGGAAGAAGAAGAAGCACUUCCGGAAUUGGAAGACCCUAUGAGGGAAAUACGAUUUCUAGAAGAAGUAUCUAAAAUGAUCUAAUAAUAAUAAUAAUUAUUUUAUUAUAUUAUUUAACUUUUUGUUAAUACAGGAAAGUAACAUGCCUAUUCAUGAACUUAUGCUUAUGUACGGCUAUACUAACAGUGCUGCUGCUCCAGACAAUGACGAAAGAAAGAAGAAGAAGAAGAAGAAGAAGAGUUCUUCAAAGAAAAAUAAGGAUGAAAGAAAGAAGGUAAUAAUACAAUGUUUGUUAUACAAAAUAUUGUAUUAUUUGUUUUAAUUACUGUUGUGUUUAUCUAGAAGAAGCUGUCGUCUCCGUCUGAUGAAAUUCCAGGUAAGGCAAGAAAAGUUAUUUAAAAAUUGGGUACUUCUUCAAUAUGUGCCUACCUCGUACGUGCGGUCUACUAUGGUCUAACUUGUCCGUGUGAUAUACAAAUAUCUGCGAAAUUCCCAAAUAAAGAAAAAAAAUAUUAAUAAUGAUUGAUUAUAAUUUAUUUUACACCCAUUCCCAAUCUAAUCCCUAAUCCUGUGAAAUCAAUUCAUUUGUAAAAAAAAGUUGUGCCUCUCCCCCUAAAUGGGUAUUGUGCAGUAGAUUAGUGGAAAAUUCUUGUCAUUAAAAUCUUGAAUAUAAUUUUCAAAUUGUACAAAUUUUAAAAAAAUUUUGGUAGGUGUGCACCAGUCUAUUAUGAAAUUUUUCUUGUCUUUGAUGCAUCGAUAAACAGAAUACUGAUAUGCCGAUAUAUUGUUAUGGAAAAUAUUGAUAUGUUCUUAAUUAUUGAAACAAUAGAUAGUGAAUAGUGAUUGUAAAAUACCAAAAUCUUCCAAUGCAUAAUCAUUCAUGAUUAAUACUAUAUAUAUAUGUAUUAAUAAUACAAAUAUGUAUUAGUGCAGUAGCGUAUUUACCAGGAAGAUUAAGAAAAUAUAUCUCCCACCUUGGAUUUUUUUUAGUAUCUAAUAGUUAAUCAAACCAUAUUUUUAAAUUCAUAGUUCUUUACUGUUGAGAUAGUAAAAAAAACAAUUUAAUGUAUUAAUAUCUAUACAAGUUAAUGUAUCAAAUAAACCUUAAAUUAUACAUACAUUUUUUUGUCUAAAACAAAACCUUUUGGGAUCACUAUAUACAUCUAAAUAGUAAACACUAGUAAAAUAAAUAAUUAUUUACUAAUAAUUGUAGUUAAAUAUUUUUUUUUAGAUUUGAUUUCAAUAAUAAUUUUAGGGCUAUUUGAAUUAUAAAUUACCUAAAAAAAAAUAAAUUAUACAUUUUUUUUUUAGUCAGAGUACACAUAUUAUGUUACACAAUAUGACACUAUUUCCAAAAUCAAUAUUUCUCUUUGGAAAAAUCAAAAUAGGCUACUGCAUCAGUGCAAAAUCUUAUUGAUUUAGGCAUUUGAUGUAAUAUUUUGAAAUUGCUGUAGAUUUUUCAGAAUAGUUCUGUAGUAAUCAAUAGCUACUUCAAAGAUAAAUUAUAAUAUUUGCUUUAAUUUUCUUUUCUUUUUAGAUUUUGUGUGUUUUUAAUAUAUUUGUUUUACACAAUUUUCACCAGAAGAAUUUUAAAAAAAAGAGCAAAAUAUUGAUGUAUAGUGGCAAUCCCUGUGUAUGUGGGUGUUGUUUCCACACUACUAAUGUAAUCAAUAAAUAUUUGGAAAUUGAAUCUUUAAAAUGCUUGAUAACUGAUACAAACUUCUUAUUUAUUCCAAUUCAACAUUAGCCCAAGCCAAUGUUUAUCUAGAUUAUAAAAAUCUAUUAACUCUAACUAAUGUCAGAUCCAAUUAUUUUUUAAAGUUGGGAGAGGUAUAUUUAAGUAGGCACAAAUAUACUUACUUUAUGAAGUAAGCGCAAGGCUUUAGACAUACUCCUUUACUGUAAAAGCCCCCAUACACUAUGAUAAAUCAAUGAUUAAAUCAGUGUUUAAAGUCAAAAAUGAACAGUGAUAAAAACUGUCGGGUUUUGUCUAUAUACUUUAUGAUUUAUUGAUGGUUUAUUGUAGCAUAUAAGGGCCUUAAUGCCACCUAAAGAAAAAUCUUAAAAUAUUAGUGCUUCAGAUAUUAUAUUUUAUACAACAGUAUCAGGUUUGGUCAUUACAUCAAUAGGUAUCCCUAAAUGGUGACAAUGUAAUAAUUCAAAAUACAUCUGAAUACGUAUUUUUGAAAAAUGUUUAAAUGUUUAAGUUCUUAAAAAUAAAUAUAAACUGCAUAUUGAGUUAGAAAUGUACUGGUAGACAGCAUAUCAAAGUAACAAUGCAAAAAUUUAGUUAUGAUAAUUGUACCAUACUUAAACAAUAAUUAUUAUAUAUUAAUUGGAUGUGGUAAAUCGCAUAUUGAAGUAGCACUAAAAAUUGUAUAGGUAGGUAAUCUACUAAAAAGUGUUAAUAAAUCCUUGGUAGUUGAAAACUGACCAGAUGACUGAUGACUUAAACAUUUUAGCUGUUAAUGGUUAUUUAUAGAAAUUAAUUAAUACUAUUAAUAUCCAUUGAUAUUUCUUAAAGAAACUUAAUUUUUUUUUUUUGAUUGGACAUUUUGUAUUAAACUUAUUGAGUUAAACUUGUAUAACUUGAACUUUAUUAACUCAAAAUUUUUGAUACCUAGAACUUCCAGGGUCCCUUGAAUUUCUUAUUUAAACAAUAUAAAAUAUUGUAAAUAUUUUAUGGAUAACUCAAAGUUAUAAUUUUAUUAUUAUGAUAUGGUACAAUAGUUGGUUAUUCUUAUAUGUAUGUAUACAUCUAUUGAAAGUAAAGUUUAUUAAUGUUAUGAAUACUAAUAGAGUCAAAACUACUGGUUAACCAUCUGAUAAUACCACUCAUAUACACCUCAAUGCUCUGUCAGGGUUCAAUAUUUACAAUUUUAUGAUGAUUGUUUAUGAUAUCAGUAUUAAAUUGAAUAAAAUAAAAUGAAAAUUCAAUAACUUGAACUUUUCCGCCAGUCCCCUCCUUCAACUUCGAGUUAACCAUGUCUGACUGCAUAAAUUAACAAUUUGAAUUUGUAAGAACUGAAUAAUGGUUCAGUAAAUUAAUUUUAUAUUUCAAUUAAUUACCGAAUUAUGCUUCAAAUAAAAAGGUGCUUUUUUAAGAAAAUUCCAACAUUUUAGUUAUGAAAUAUAUUAAAUUGGUUUUUUUAAAUUCAUAUCAAUUUAUUUAUUUUUUUUAAUACAUUUAAUAGUUAAAGGGCCUGGUGCCAGUUUUUCAAAUCUUCCAAUUUUUUAUUAAUUAAAAUAAUUACCAUUUUAAAUAUUUGAUUUUCCAACUGAUACUAUCUGAUACUCAUUUAGGGGAAAAUAAUGGUGCUUUUUUUUUAAUGACUUCACAGAAAUAGUAAUAAGCAGAACAUUACAGUUCAAUAUUCUUAUAAACUUUUUUUUUAUUGAUAAACAACAAUCUUUAGACCACAUUGAAGUCUUGAUUUUUUAAUUCGGAUUUCAAAUAAUAGAAAAAGAUUUUAAAAUAUUAAAAAUGGAGUAUAAUGCAGUUUGUGUAAUAUUUUCCUCUAUUAAUUUAAAAAAAAAAAAAAAUAAUAAAAAAUACAAUUUGGUUUAUUCUACUGAAUAGUAUUACUAUUUCUGUAGAAUGUAUUUUUGUGGGCAAAAGAACAUUGGCACUAAGUGCCUUAAAGAAUAUUAUUUAGUAUAGAUCAUUAAUAUUUUUUAUAUUAUAGAUUCAACUGAAGAAGAAAAUUCUGCUUAUCAAAAUACCAGUAAUGAGUCAGUGUCAGGGACUAGGCCAGUCUCUGCUGAUCAGUGUGGAAAAUCUAAAAACAGAAAACGUGAAAGAAAAGUGUAUGCAGAACUACCACAAGUAAGUAUUUGUAUAUAAAUACAAAAUUAUAUUAAUAAUAGGUUUCAAACCAUGUAUGUUUAUGUCUAAGGAUCCUUCAGAUCUCAAGAUUUAUUAAAUAUAUACUAAAUACGAAAAGUGAAUUACUACUGAGUGUCUGCUGUGCAAAAAUAUAUAGUAUUGUUUUACUAGGGUGACUCUAUUUAAAAAUAUAUAUAUAUAUAUAAACAAAAAACUGGAUAAACCAUUUAAAGCUUUACUGAAAUUUUUUUUAAAAAACAAUUAUUUUUAUAUUUCAUUGUAAUUAUUAAAGUAUGUUUUAAUCAGUUUAAGAUUCUAAUAAAACACUUGAUUGAUUUGAUUGCAUUACUUUUUGUUGUUAGGUUGAAAAAAAUUGACAAAAUAUUCUUACACUGACGUUUAUUACUCAUCAAUUUUCUAUUACAAUCUUUUGUCAUAUUUUGUUUUUUGAAAUGAUUGCAUUUCAAUAAUUUUGGUUUUAAAAAAAUCAUAAAAAUUAUUUUUUAGUAUCAUUGUUGCUUUGAUAGUAUAGGAAUUAGAAAACAAUUUUUUCAUCUCCAUAAUACACGGUGUUUCAAAAGUCUUCAUCCGAUUACAAACUGAUAUAGUUCGGAAACGGUUAAUCGCAGGUUAAUGAUCAAUGUAUUCUUGGAAAGGUUAGAUAACUAAGUUUAUUUUACGUUAUCUAGUUGAUAAAUUUGGCACCCUAAUGGUUAGUGAACAAGGAACCGUUAGUUUGUUUCGUUAUGGCGACUCCGCAACAGAAAGCGUCCUAUGUUUCAAUAAGUGCGAGUCGGCAAUAUCUGUUCAACAUGAUUUUCGAAGAACUUAUGGAACUGAAGCUCCUACUGCUCAAAGCAUUCGACAUUGGCACCAAGAAAGUGCUUGUCUGUGUGCACAGAAACGCUCAGGUCGACCUCGUACCUCUGACGAAAACAUCGAGCGUGUUCGACAAAGUUUCAUUCGAAGUCAACAGAAGUCUACAGGCCUAGAGCUAGAUUUCCCACAUUCGACCGUUAGACAUUGAAGGCAUACCGACUACAACUGUUACAAGUCCUUCUACUGGAAGACAAACAAAAAAGGAUUGAUUUUUGCAAUUUCAUAUCCAAAAAACAAGGAGAAAAUGAGUCAUUUGUCUCACGCAUUGUUUUUUUCGGACGAAGCCACAUUUCAUGUAAGUGGAAAAGUCAACCGCCAUAAUGUCAGGAUUUGGGCUUUAGAGCAACUGUUGAGCAUCAAAGAGAUUCACCAAAAAUCAUUGUUUUCUGCGCAAUUUCCAGGGAAAAAGUUUACGAUCCAUUUUUUUUUCUGAAAACACAGUAACGGGUUACACAUAUCUAAACAUGUUGCAAACAUGGUUGUUUCCUCAGUUACAAGCGGAUAGUGAUGAGUUUGUUUUUCAACAAGAUGGAGCACCACCCUUGAUUUCACCCUUAUAUCUUCAUUUUUAAUAUAAAUAUAAAUUUUUAAAAUUGGAUGAAGACUUUUGAUACACCGUGUACAUUUAUUUAAAUAUUCUCUAAAUUGCUGCAUUAAUUCCAGGUAUUACUAGAGAAUAUUCUGCUAUCUGCAAAACUUGUUAAGUAUAUUUAAAAAAAAAAAAAAACAAUUAAGAAAACUGAUUUAUUUAUUGCGAAUAUUAUAAUCACUUUAAUAACAUAAUUGAAAUUUUAAUUAUUGUGUUGUAAAAAUAACAAAUUAGGAGAUUCUCAACAUAAGGAAAAACAUAUUGGUUUUAUUAUGGAUUGUUUUAUGUUUUUCUGUCUACAUAAUAAUUAAAAAUUCUGAAACUUCAAUCCCAUUAAUAAAAUAUAGUUUAAACCUAUGUCAAAUAUAAAUGGGUAUUUUGGAGAGGCUAUUAUAGGGAAAUAAAAAUCUGUAAAAUUAUUUGUAUGGAUUUAUUUAUUUUUAAAAUGUAAAAAUAAAAACAUACCAUAGUUUGAUGUUUUUCUUUUUUAGGAUAAUGGAGGAAGUACACAAGGUUGUCCACAAGCAUCAAAACUAUUAGAUUUAUAUGUGGCUGAAAUGGGUGAGUUAUAUUUAUAAUUUAUUUGUGUUUUUAUUAAGUAUAUUGGUGUUAUACGAUUUUUACUCUGGAGGGACAAGCAUAAAACUAUUGUAAUUUAUGGUGUUAAAUAUUUUUAAAAUUUCCAAUUUAAUUUAUCAAUAAAAAUAAAUUUAAAACAAUUUUUCUCGGUGGUAUUGAAUAUUUGUGUUCUUAUUCUAUAUACAAAAGCUAUUAGACAGUUUAUUUUUAUCUGGAUAUUCUUAAUUUCUCUACAACCUCCAGGUCUAUCAAAACAUACCCUUAUGUAUUGUUCAUAUUGCGUACAUCUAAAAUUUAUAUUUUUUAGCUGUAUCAAUUUUAUACCAUUUCAAAAAAAACUUAGUGCCCCUAUAUUUUGUAUUGUAAAUUAUUAGUAAUUAUUGAUUACCAUUUAAUUUUGAAUCAAUGAAUCAUUUAUCAUUAUUUUAUACAUACCAAAUUAUUCUAGUCACCAGUACAUAGAAAAUAUAUAAUUUAUAUUUUUGUAGACCAAGUACACAGUGAAGAUGAAGAUGAAGAUUACAAGCCUCAUUGGGAACUUCAGUGGAAGGUAUUGAUAGUUUGUUAUUUAUACAAGUGAUGGUCUGAAAUAAACUAUAAAAAGUAAUUUGUUUUUAUUUCAUCCAGAGUGUUAAUGUUGGAGUAGAAUUUCAAGCAUUAAUAACAGAUGGAUUUUCAACAUAUGGUGAUGUAUUGCCUUAUGAAAAUAAUGAUGAGUUAUUAUGGGAUCCAAAUGUACUUGGUGAAGAUUUAAUUGAAGAUUAUCUGAUGAAGAUCCAGCAAAUCACAAAAGCUUUGAAGCCAAAAACUAAAGUUGUUGGUGUUCGUGACAAUGAAAAGGUUAGAGUUAAAAAUAUAAUAUAAAAAAAUUAUAUUUUUUAUUUUAUGGAUAAAAUGGAAGUUAAAUAAUUUCAAUGUACAGUUUUGGUAUUUAUAUUUUAAACAAAAAUUAAACUAUACUCUGUUUUUCAUAAGAAAGUACACGUUUUGCACAUCUUCUAACCUCUAGGUGUUACGUAGUUAACAUUUACAAGGCUAUUUGAAUGUUUAAGGUUAAUGUAAAGUAGUUGCAGACUACUAGCCAAAUAUUUGAGGACUGUAACCAAACAAGUUAAAGUGGUGGUAGAUGUGUUCCUUCUUUCAAGAAACAAAUAAAUGUACCUCCAAAACUGGAACUAUAAGUUAUUAUUUACUAAUAUUUUACUAUAAUUCAUUUUUUUUCUUUUUAACCACCCAAAAGCUUUUAUUGUAACGAUUAAAAGAAAUCUUUAAUUAUACAUUAUCAAAAGUGUACAUAAAUACUUGUGAUGUAUUUAUAUACAAAAAAAAAUAAACGUGUGGAAUCUCACUCCUAGCAGAGUAGCCCCGAUCUUAAUCUAAGAGUCUUAUACUAAGAAGUCAUAUGGUCUUCAACGUUUGAGACACCUAAUGUCUAGAGAGUUGUCUAGUAGUUGAAUUGCUGCUGGAUUAGUGUGUUGAUCCAGUCUUAUCUCAUGUUUAUCUUGUUUAUCUUUAUCUAUGUCUUAUCUCAAGGCGAUCAUCAUAUCUCGGUGGAUAAUUUCGUUUCUGUCAUACCGGUUAGCUGCGACAAUGGUACGGAGAGCGAUGUUCUGCCAACAUUGUAUAAUCUCAAUAUUGGACUUGCUGGUACAAUCCCACAGUUGAAUUCCAUAAGUCCAUAUUGGUUUAAUUAUCAUUACGUCCAGGUGCAUUCCUAGAUAUUUUGCUGAGUCACACUGUGGGAUGCUCUGCUGAUCUAGUAAUACCGGUUUAUAGACAGUUUUACGCAAGGUGUAAUUUAAGUGCACCGAUUUUUUACUGUUAAUUUAAAUCUUCCAACGUUUCGUCCAGNAACAGUUAUUGGUUGGAAUGUCCGCUGUGUAGAUUCAGUUCAGGAUUGGUCCAAGGACGCUUUCCUGUGGUACACACACCAGUAUCUUUUUCCAAUCAGUUAAUGCUUCUUCAUGAAUGACCCUGAAUUCCCACAAAAACCCAGUCAGGUAGGAUUCGAAAAGUGGUAUGUGACAGCUGUUCACAUAGUUUUAUAAGUAAUCAUUUGUGCCAAACUUGUCAAGGAAUACUCUGCAGCAAUACUUUUUCUCUUCAAGCGCUUUGCUUAUUACUUUAGUGACAUGAUGGACCUGGUCGAUUGUUGAGUGUUUAUUUCAAAAUCCAAACUGAUGUUCUAGUAUAAGCUGUCCUUCUUCUAUCAACGGUUUUAAGUGUUUUAGCAGUAAUUUUUCAAAUAAUUUUGAGAUGCUUGGAAGAAGCGAGAAGUUGGUCUAUAUGAAAUUACUUGUUCUGGUGGUUUUCUUGAUUUAAGUGCCAUGAUCACUUGGACUCGUUUUCAUUGUUUAGGAAUGUAUUUCAUACUUAAGAUGGCAUUGAAUAUGUGUGUUAGAUGAAUUAUAGCUUUUUUAGAUAACUCUUUCAGGAUAUUUGGGUUAAUCUGAUUGUAUCCAAGCGCCUUUUUGGGGUUGAUAUUCAUAUCAAUUUCUUUUUUGAUUUCAACUAGAGUAAAGUGCUUUAUCUAAUCGCGUAUUUCAUUUAGUGGUUGACACUAAGUUAUGUCGAGUUUGGAAACCACUUCAUUUGGUUGAAAUACACAUUAUAAAUGAAGUGCGUAUAUAUCUGCUUUAUCAGCCUGCUCAUGAUCCAUCUUCCAUUCGGAUAGGUGGUACAUAGGCUUUAGGACUCUUCAUUCAUCUUGUAGCCUUCCAUAAUGAAUAAUCAGUGUUACUCAUUGCAGAAAGUUCACUUAAGUAUGAAUUGAACCUUUCGUUUUUACUUUUUUAAUUUUGUCAUGUAAAAGUUUGCUAGUGCGAAUCCAGACGUUUUUAUUGGAAGGAUCUCUUGUUGGGUGCCAUUUUUUCCGUGCCUUUCAUUUUUCUUUUACUAGAACUUUAUUAUUGCUGGUAGAAAAGUUGUCCGCAGAAAAAAAUGAAUUGACCAAUAUUAUUAGAGUAUGUUCAUCAUCUCACGAAUUGUCUCAAUAUUUAAUUACUCGAGUAUACAAUUCUUAUACAAUUAUCAUAUCUUUUGGAAAUUGUCAAGAUUUCAGUUUGAUUAUAUUGUACUAUAGUUCAUUAACACAAUAAAUUUGUAAUAUUUAUACUAAUUUUUUUUUAAUCCAUUUUAGGGUAUUGAUAUUUCCCUUAGUUUUCUUUCUUUAGGAUAAAAGAGUUUAAUUAUUUUUUUCAUAAUACAGGUCUUUUUUACUGUCCAUAGCAUCAAAGAUAACAAAUACUGUUGUAUGUAUUAUACAAACGAAUCUUUCUCUAAGUUUCAAUAUUUCAAACAUCAGCGGACACCAGACUAAUCAAAAUUUGAAAAUCAAAAUAAGAAUAUUCCUUCUAUUUAGUACAAUUUUUUUUUAUCUUUUAUUAUAUUCUAGGAAUCAAAUGUUGGCAGUUUAUUUUCAAUUAGGAGCGGCGAUAAAUUUCUGCACACCCAUGUCAAUGAUACAGAUUUUAUCAAAAAUACGUCAUCAUUCUAUUCAAAUGACAAAAAUGCCAAAAAACUAAAUAAAAUUAUGGGACUUGGAUUUAACAGAUUUUAAUUUUUAAAAUUGAUAUUAGUAUUAGUCAAUAUUAGUCAUUGUUGUUAGUUCAAGAGUGGCAGAAAGAAUUUCAGUUUUUUUUAUAUAUGUAUAUAUAUUUAAGUACGCCAUUAAUUUUUAUAAUAAUGGUAAAUUUCCAAGGCUUUAGUAGAGUUGUUGAAGAUUUUCAAUCAGUUUUCAAAAUUAAAAUCUGUCAAACCCAAAUCCCACAGUUUUGUCUAACUUAUGACCUGUUUUACAUGAUAAUUUGUAUCUCCUCCAGCCCCCUUAAGCAGUGCUAAUUUGCUUAUAGGUUAAUUUGGCACUGAAAGCAACUCUAUUUAGUAUUAUUUAAAGGGGAAAUAUUAAUCAAAAAAUAAUAAAUAAUGUUUUAAAAUUGUUCUACUUUAUAGAAAAUAUGUAUUAAUAUAUUACAAAAACCUAUUGAAAUAUUAGAUUUUUACUGUGGAUCAGAAUUCAGUUAUUUUGUACAAUUUAUUAGUAAAUGUUUUUAUACAUUUCAAUACCUAUAUAAACUUGCUAAACAGUUUUAUUUGAAGAUAAACAUUUUGAAAAUGUAUAUGAUACCUAAUAUAAUUUAUUAUAUUAAUAUUAAUAAUUAGGAAAACUAUAAUCUUACUAAAUGUACAUAAAAUUAAUAUGAUUGUUUUUACUAAUAACAUUAAAAUUUUAAAUAAUCUUAAAUUGAAACUAAAAAGGUUAUAAACCAUAGUAUAGUAAUUUAGAUAAUCAACCAGUGCAUUUGUAUGAGGGCAAACUUAAAAAUAAGGUCUCCAAUUGUUUGUUUUUCAUAGAAAAAUAAUAUUUAUUUACAUUGUUGGCUACAUUGGUGGAAAGGUCAUGGCUCAUGAACUUUUGAUUCUUAGAGCCAUACAAGCUUCUGUCCAAAACAUAAAGAUAAGCGUUGACCUCCUCUUGCAUCUUGUCAGGAUUUUCAUCCCUCCUAGUUGUUUCUUCAGGGCAGGGAACAUGUGGAAAUUACAUCAGUUCUUGAUCAUGAAGUCACAUAUUUCUAAUGAAAUGAGACCUCUUGGUCAGCAUUCCUAGUUUUUGAUAGAGUGGCGAAGCGUUUGUAGUGUUUAGUAGUAUCUUUCCACAUUGAUAAUGGUUCAGAGGGGGGGGGGCAUGAAAUUCACCAACAAUACUCCAUUUCGAUCCCAAAACGCUGUUACCUUAACCUUCCUGGCUGAAAGAGUUUGUUUGAACUUCUUUGGUUUUAGAGAUAUUGUGGGCCAUUGUUUAGACUGUUGCUUCUUAUGGAGGUAUAAUGGUGAGCCCAUGUUUUAUCAUAAUGGAGUUCAAAAUAUAACGCGAAUUGAGUCUCUGCUACACACUCCAACUUUUUCUUCCAAAUACCUGUAUAAAUAAUAAAACUAAAAUCUAUAGUUACAUGAUGCUUUUCAUCACACUUUUAUAAUAUUUCAAUAUAAAUAUAUAAAAUAAAUAAAUACAGUUUUCUGUUUAAACACUGUUAAAUUGUAUUACUACUUGAUAAAUUGAUAACAAAAUAAUGGUACAUUAAAAUAAUCAAAAGUUGUGAUUUAUCUACUAAUUUUAUAAAAAUAAGCUCUAACAAAAGGAGAUCCAUUUAUAAACUCCUGGUAUAUAAUAUAAACUAUGGAUUUUACAAAUGAAUUUAGAUUCUGAGUGGAGUGAAGAAGCUUAUGGUUUUUCAAAGAUGUUUAUUUUUUCUUUAUCUGUUAAUGACUUAUCUACAAGAAGACUUGCUCCAAUUUCUAAGUAUAGCACCUUUUCUGGCAGGAAAUCAAUGUGGGGAGGUACUUUAAAGAGAUUAUUUGUGUCAGGUGUUUUCUCAUAAAAUUUGAAAAACCAAAAGAAAAAGAAAAAUAUAAGAAAUGUAGAUAUUAGUUAAAAUUUAUUACGGCUUUCUUUUUUUCUAUGAACAGCUUUUUUUUUAUCAACAAUUUAGCUUGAACUUAUAUUGAUAACAAUGUUUGAAAAAGGAAAUUUGGCUAGGGAAGUACUUUAAAGAGGUCAUUUUUCGAUUUUCUCAGUAGUUUUCUCAGAAAACGUGAAAGCAUCACUAUCAAUUGAACUCCGCUCAGACAAAAUAUAACUUGAAUAUAAAAUUAUAGAGCAGCUUGUUUCUUAAAUGUUCUAGAAAACAAAUUCUGGAAAAAUUAAUACAUUCCAAGAUGAAGAGUGUACCCACUUGAAUGUAUUAAUGGGUACAUUAAAUUAUCUUUAACAAUGGGUGCACCCAUCCAAACUCCGCUCAGAAUAGUUUUUUUCUUUAGGAAUGGUUGAUUGUUUUUUACAGAUAUACAUCAAAUUCUCCUCUAUAUCUUACUUUCCCACUUACAACAGUGGCUGUACUUGUCCCCAUUAUCCUAGGACAGCUUUUUUAAUAUAAUACUAAUGCCAACCAUCAAAUAACAAAAAUCAGUAAAUAAAUUAUUUUUCAUUAUAAUAUUUUAAUUAAGUAUUAGUUUUAUAUAUCAAACUAUUUUUUUAUGUGUAUAAAAUGCACUUUUACUAUUAGACUAGCUGAGCUAGUAUAUAUACAAAUAAAAUAAAUAAUAAUACAAUCAACUGUGGUUUUAAUUUGACUUGUAUUGUUUUGGCUUGGAAAACCUGUUACGUUUCAAUUUUUUAUUUAAUCAUGUAUGAAAUUAAAAAAUGUUUUGGAUUUGAAAUUUACAACUUAUAUAGUAAUAUAUGUCAAGGGAGACCUGAGCAAAUGUUAUUCAAAUUUCAUUUAAACACAAUACUUUUAACCACUGUAUAAAUAUUUAAAUUUUCAUCCACUUUUAACUGAAAGAUAUAUUUUUCUUUAAUAAUUAUUAGUACUUCUGAAUCAUGUUGUAAUUUGUUGAGCAAAAUAAAUUAAAAUUGAAUUUGUGUUAGCUUUAUUAUUAUUGUAUACAUAUGAUUUGUAAUUUUGGGUCAUAGCAUACUAUAAAUGUUUUUCUUAAUUAAUGUAUGUUUUUUAUUAAACUAUUAUAAAUAAAUUUAAUUUUGAUUUUUAUGAAUUUUAUCUGUUAAAAUACUGUUUUUAAAUUACAAUUUGUAUUCCAUUGGCAGGCUCUGUACUUGUUAGUUCAAUGUGGUCAUGAUGUAGCUGAAGCUCUUCGAAGAAUGUCAUUAAAUGUUAUUCCAUUGGAGAAAUCAUUAAGUGUUUGGUCAGAAGAUGAAACAAUCAAAUUUGAAAUGGGAUUACUGAUGAGCGGAAAAAAUUUCCACGCAAUACAAAAAGAAGUAAUUAAAAAUAUUAAAUGUUUAUUGUUUUUAGUUCCUUUAAUAAUAGUAUUAAUACAAAUAAUUUAUAUUUUGAAAUUUAAUUCAUAUAUCCAUUGAAUGUUAAAAACCAUUUUAAUAUUUAAGGUUAAAACAAGAUCAGUAGCAGAAUUGGUUCAUUUUUACUAUUUCUGGAAAAAAAGUGACAGAUUUGAUAUAUUUGAAAGAAAACAAGUUUCAAUGCGUCCUGAAAUAAAGUAAGAAAUGUUAUUUUCCUAAAAUAUAAACAAAUUCAGAAUACUAUUUCAAUUUCAGAAGAUUAUUUUAAGUUUAUACAAAUUUUGGUAUGUUAUACAAUUAUUAUUUUCACUUAUUUUUUUUUUUUUUUUUUAAUGCUGUACAAUAUUUAAGUAUUGUUUUUGAAAUCAUAUAACAAUGAUACUCAAGUUUUACGGUUUUAAGAAAUAGUAAUAUUGUAAAAUAUCCAGUUACAGAAAUCUAAUGGUAACCAAACAAAUUCAUGUACAUAUUAGCUACAUUUUUUAAAAAAUUAUUUGAAUAAAUGAAAGGAAAAUAAAUACAAUUAACAGACCUAUGGUAUUUUAUAUUUAUAGGUAUGUAUAACUUUAAAACAAUUUUUAAUUUUGGAAAUAUUUACAAAAACAAGUUUGUUAUCAGCUAAUUUAUUUAUUAAAUAAAAAUAUCGGAUUCCUUAUUCAGAAAUAAAUUUACUUAUAAUUAUCAAGAAACGCCAUAGUUCUUACAAAUAUUCUGUUCAAUGGAAGUUUGUUAUAUGAAAGUUUCACUGUAUAUAUUUUUUUAAGUAAAUUAAAUUUUCACUGUUGUUUUUAAACAUAAUAAUCUUACAUGAAGUGGUGUUUUAAAAUCUGUUUAGAAUUAUCUGCAUUUAUGAACAGCACAAUCCACAUUAUUACCAAGAAUAUUAGUGUUAUUCACAGUAAAUGUGUUUAUGGUUUUAGUUAUAUUUUAAGAUUUUAAUUAAAUUAACAUAAUACAUUUAUAUUCUGUAAAUCUGUAAAUUAUAGGCAAUGGCAACAUUUGGAGUCAGAAGAAGAUCAAGACAGUGACUUUGAUAGUGUGUUUCAAGAAAAUACCCAGGAAGACAGCGAAGACAGCUUGAAUGCUGCUGAAAAUAAGGCACAAAUGAAAUGUUUAAUAUACGCUGAUCGCAAAAGACAAGUACGAAAAAAGGCUACAAAUAAUGCUUCUAUAAAUACUAAUACAACUACUUCUAAUACUAUUACUACUACCUCUAAUACUAUUACUACUGUCACUAAUACUACUAAUACUAAUUAACUAUCAGUGCACCCCUUCAGGUACACUUAUGAAUCUUGAAAUAUUAAUUUAUAGAGUCUAUUUUGCUUCCCUUUUCCAGAUUGAGAAAUAAUAAAUCAUCCAAAAAUUGUGUUAUACCGUCAAUUUAAUACAAUGUAAUAAUUGUUCACUAUUACAUAAUGACUGACACUUCGAAACUGUUUGAGAAAUCUGUAUCCAAGUUACGCAUAUUAACCCAUUCAAGUUUCACUUGGAAGUAUAUACUUCAGUAAUAAUUAAAUCUGAAAUACCUACCAGACUAAAUUAAGUUUACAUCUUCAUUAUAUUUUAUUUCAGAAAUGGUAAACCAGGUUUGCAUAAAAUUAAUUUUAGAAUGUAAUUUAAAUGAUAUAAUUAUAGUAAUUUAAAUAUUCAAUUGGAGAUAAGUUAAAACCUGAAUGGGAGUUAUAGAUAGGAUAAGAAUAACUUAUUAGUUUAUUAAAGGUAUUUAAAUUCUAUUUCAUAUUAUAUGCUGAGUAUUUUUUACAUAAUUUAAUUUAAUUGUUUUUAAUAAUAGCAUCUAUUUGGGUCUUGCCACAUUAAACCAGUUAUGUCAUAUAGCUACAACUUUCUGAUUUCACCAUUUUUCUAUAAAACAUACAGUAUAUACUGUUAUAAUAUGCAUUUCUAAAAUAGUACACUUCUACUAUACUAUUACUACAAUUGUGCCUUUGUUCACUGUCUGAUACAGUUCCAACGUGUGAUCAAGAACACUUGGAUUCUUAUCACACACAUCAUAUUUGAUGGGUGAACACUCUGGUUUUCAAGUUUGAAUGGCAAUUUUGAUUACCUAUAAUCAUUAUAGGUUAAUAUGAAAUGUCAUAAACAAGAUAGAAAGAAAGAUUCUAUUAUAUGGUGUUAAAAAUAUUUUUCAAGUCCAGGAAUUUUAAUUUUAGGUAUUUACUUAAAAUUAUUAAAUAAAAAUAAAUAAUUACACAAAUCUUAAAAAUAUCCAAUAAAUAUAUAAACACAAUACAAUUUCUACAGUUUACUAAUUCAGCUCAGUUCACUGCCUAUAUCAUAGUAGUAGUGACACCCACCAAAACCACAGUAAGAUGAUUUAACUGGUCUGGUGUAGUGAGACCUUAAUAUUUUAUAUUAUCAUUAUUCAGACUCUUUUAAAAAAAGACUGAAAUUAAAAUAAUAAUUAAAUUAUAAUUAUGUAAAUAGUUAUUCAUACAGUUAU